Messenger RNA from Lepidothrix coronata (blue-crowned manakin), 3853 nucleotides. RefSeq names its product discs large MAGUK scaffold protein 3 (gene DLG3). Gene Ontology annotation, molecular function: kinase binding. The record is from RefSeq and is a predicted model, not a curated record. Gene Ontology annotation, cellular component: neuron projection; neuromuscular junction; postsynaptic density membrane. NCBI's taxonomy places the organism in Eukaryota, Metazoa, Chordata, Aves, Passeriformes, Pipridae. The transcript has 23 exons. The coding region runs from base 60 to 2705 and encodes 881 amino acids. Gene Ontology annotation, biological process: chemical synaptic transmission.
GCGGCUCGGCCGCUCUCGGGCUGGCACCGAGCGGAGCGGCCGUCGGCCACGGCGGAGCGAUGAUCCGCCGGGAAGACACUGAACGGGCAGUGGAAAUUCUGACCAGAUACCAAAGCACCCUGCGGUCCCCGGAGGAGCAGGAGCUAAAAGCCUCCAUUGGAAAAGUCUCGCACAUCUUCCAAAGUGAACUCUUCCAGGCUCUGCUGGAUAUCCAUGAAUUCUAUGAUUUCACGCUGCGCUCUGCACCCCUGCAAUCUCCGAGCCUGGAUGCACAUCAUGGCACAGCCAGGCAGCAGCAUGGGGCCAGCGAGCCCAGCUCUGCAGUGACCCCCAGAGAGCCCCAAAACCUGCCUGAGGAUUCCUCCUGGGACCGUGAGCGGAGGCUUCCCACGGGGACCGGGGACAGCGCGCCGGGGACGCCACCACGGCUGGUGAGGGUGACAGCACGGAGGACAGAGGCACCAACCAGUGUCUGCAGCCUGGUGCUCAGCUCUCACAGCACCCUGCCCCAGAUGAAUGGCAGUGAUGGGAUGUUCAAAUAUGAGGAGAUCGUCUUGGAAAGGGGUAACUCCGGGCUCGGCUUCAGCAUAGCGGGAGGAAUCGACAACCCCCAUGUUCCGGAUGACCCGGGUAUCUUCAUCACCAAGAUCAUCCCCGGGGGAGCGGCAGCCAUGGAUGGCCGUCUAGGGGUGAAUGACUGCGUGCUGCGGGUGAACGACGUGGACGUCUCCGAGGUUGUGCACAGCAAAGCUGUGGAGGCCCUGAAGGAAGCGGGCCCCGUGGUGCGGCUCGUGGUGCGGCGCCGGCAGCCCCCGCCAGAGACCAUCAUGGAGGUUAACCUGAUGAAGGGCCCCAAAGGCCUGGGGUUCAGCAUUGCAGGGGGCAUUGGGAACCAGCACAUCCCUGGCGACAACAGCAUCUACAUCACCAAGAUCAUCGAGGGAGGUGCUGCCCAAAAGGACGGGCGCCUGCAGAUCGGGGACCGGCUGCUUGCGGUGAAUAACACAAACCUGCAGGAUGUGCGGCACGAGGAGGCAGUGGCUGCCCUGAAGAACACCUCUGACAUGGUGUACCUGAAAGUGGCCAAGCCCGGCAACAUCCACCUCAACGACAUGUACGCGCCCCCCGACUACGCCAGCACCUUCUCAGCCUUGGCUGACAACCACAUAAGCCAUAACUCCAGUCUGGGCUACCUGGGCAGCGUUGAGAGCAAGCCUGCCUAUCCCGUCCCAACCCAGGUGACUCCGUCCCGAUACUCGCCUAUUCCUCGGCACAUGAUUGGAGAUGAUGACUUCACCAGGGAGCCGCGGAAAAUCAUCCUGCACAAAGGCUCCACUGGCCUGGGCUUCAACAUUGUUGGAGGGGAAGACGGUGAGGGGAUCUUUGUGUCCUUCAUCCUGGCUGGAGGCCCUGCUGACCUCAGCGGGGAGCUGCGGAGGGGAGACCGCAUCCUCUCGGUGAACGGCGUGAACCUCCGCAACGCCACCCACGAGCAGGCGGCAGCGGCGCUGAAGCGGGCGGGGCAGACGGUGACCAUCAUCGCGCAGUACCGGCCCGAAGAGUACAGCCGCUUUGAGUCCAAGAUCCACGACCUGAGGGAGCAGAUGAUGAACAGCAGCAUGAGCUCCGGCUCUGGCUCGCUCCGGACAAGCGAGAAGAGAUCCCUCUAUGUCAGAGCCCUGUUUGACUAUGACCGGACCCGGGACAGUUGCCUGCCCAGCCAGGGGCUCAGCUUCUCCUACGGGGACAUCCUGCACGUCAUCAACGCCUCCGAUGAUGAGUGGUGGCAAGCCAGGCUCGUCACACCCCACGGCGAGAGCGAGCAGAUCGGGGUCAUCCCCAGCAAGAAGAGGGUGGAAAAGAAGGAGAGAGCACGAUUGAAAACAGUGAAGUUCCACGCCAGGACUGGCAUGAUUGAGUCCAACAGGUCGAUCAAAACGAAACGUAAAAAGAGUUUUCGCCUCUCUCGAAAGUUUCCAUUUUACAAGAGCAAAGAGAACCUGGCCCAGGAGAGCAGCGGACAGGAACAGGGCGUGACAUCAAACACCAGUGACAGCGAGAGCAGUUCCAAAGGACAAGAGGACACCAUCCUGUCGUACGAGCCCGUGACACGGCAAGAAAUUCACUAUGCGAGGCCGGUGAUCAUCCUGGGGCCAACAAAGGACCGAAUUAACGAUGACCUCAUCUCGGAAUUCCCACACAAGUUUGGUUCCUGCGUGCCCCACACUACCCGGCCUCGGCGGGAGAACGAGGUGGACGGACAGGACUACCACUUCGUCGUAUCCAGGGAACAGAUGGAGAAAGACAUCCAGGACAACAAGUUCAUAGAGGCUGGGCAGUUCAAUGACAAUCUCUAUGGGACCAGCAUUCAGUCAGUGCGAGCAGUGGCAGAGAGGGGGAAACACUGCAUCCUGGAUGUGUCUGGCAAUGCUAUCAAGAGGUUGCGACAAGCACAACUGUAUCCCAUUGCCAUUUUCAUCAAACCAAAAUCCAUCGAAGCUCUCAUGGAGAUGAACCGGAGACAGACGUAUGAACAGGCCAACAAGGUCUUUGAUAAAGCCAUGAAACUUGAGCAAGAGUUUGGAGAAUAUUUUACAGCCAUCGUACAAGGAGACUCUCUUGAAGAGAUUUACAGCAAAAUCAAACAGAUCAUUGAGGACCAGUCUGGGCACUACAUCUGGGUCCCGUCCCCAGAGAAGCUCUGAAGAUGUCCCCCACCUGCUUCCUUGUGAGCAGAAGAUCUCUGAAGUCCCACCCAUCCAAGCCCUCUGCCCUGAGGGGGAGGGAUAUGAAAACUAUUCCUGCCCCCUUUUUUAGAUCGUCGCAAAAUUGAGUUUUCUAGUCCUGUUUCUUUUGUUGGGAUGAACUCAUAUCAUUCAUCACGUGACUGUUCCCACCAUUCCUGCAUGGACCUUCCCACUGCUCCAUUAGAGACAGAUGAGAACCCAUUCAAGGUCGUUUUUUAUUAUUAUUAUUAUUAUUAUUAUAUUAUUAUUAUUAUUAUUAUUAUUAUUAUUAACUAAACAAAGAAUCAAGAUGGGAGGAGGCGGAUAAGGACUAAUGUAAGAAACAAGUGAAACAAUGGACUCUGAACAUGAGCUGGUAUCAGAGCUCCAGGGGCAUUUUUCCAAGUGUGACUGUCUAGCAGCUCUGAACAGUGCGACACAUGGGCAGCAGAAAGCAUUUUAUUUAUCUGUAUAUGUAAUUUAUAUAUAAUAUAUAGAGAGAUAUUAUAUAUAUAUUAUAUAUAUGUAUGUAUGUGGACUAGGAAACCUGAGGGACCUCUCUGGAAAGGUAUUGUGUUAUUGCAAGGUUCUUUCAGUUCCUCUGUCCCAACCACUGGGCAUAGGGAGUCCACUUGGGCAGGAAGAGCUCAAAACGGUACCAGGUGCUUUGGAAGCAUCUCCCAUCCAGGCCAGUUCCCUGCAGCCACCCUGGGUCUGAGGCAGAGCAGAGACUGGUACUGCCUGUGCAGGAGGGACCAGAGCAAGGAGCAGCAGCUGGUCUGAGAGAGGCUGGGAGACAGAGACUGAGCAGGAGGCUGCGGAGCAAGAGAAUGGAUGAUACUACAUAUUAAAUUGCACAUUGUUUUACACACCACCUUAUGUGUUUGCAUGAGAGGUUUCCUUUUGGUUCUAUUUUUUUAAGCUGAUUUUAAACCAAAACCAUAUUGUGUUGUUGUGUUGGCUUUUUUUUUUAUUAUUAUUAUUAUUAUUCCAUUUUUCUCUUGUUAAUAAUGAACUGAAUGGGUAUAAAAUCCAGUUUUUUAACUUAUUUUUUAAGCUGGCUCUAUUGUAAAUAGAAUCUAGAUCUGUGGUGUUUAGUUAAGAAAUACUCUACUGGCCACAUGGAA